Molecule: messenger RNA, 1575 nt
Organism: Camelina sativa (false flax)
Lineage: Eukaryota; Viridiplantae; Streptophyta; Magnoliopsida; Brassicales; Brassicaceae
Product: glycerophosphodiester phosphodiesterase GDPD4
Biological process (GO): lipid metabolic process
Molecular function (GO): phosphoric diester hydrolase activity
Source: RefSeq, a predicted model, not a curated record
UUAUUUUCACAUUGCGUUAAACGUCGGCUUUAGCACCUAAAACAGCUAAUGGCGAUCUUCGGAUGGCGACAGAGAAGGCGGCCACUCGACGGAGGAGUAACUCGCCGCCGUCGUUUCUUAAGGCCAUUGUAUUCGCGAAAAUUUAAGAGAAUGUUUCUCUUCGCUGUGGUCUUCUUAGCUAUAGUCCCUCCUCUCUUCUUCCAUUUCAAGCUCCGACGAAUUCGUCAGAUUGUCGAGCAAAAGUGCGAUUGGCUUCACCAUCCUCCACUUGUCUGUGCUCACGGCGGCGAUUCCACACUCGCUUUCCCAAACACGAUGGAUGCUUACAGUUUAGCUAUACGUUCUCGAGUUGAUUGCAUCGAAGUCGAUGUAUCUCGUUCCUCCGAUGGUGUUUUGUUCGCUCUCCACAACAGGGAUCUGCAGCGUAUUGCUCGUAACUCUUCUGUUCAAGUGGGAGAUCUGAGUAUGAAACAGAUCAGGGAACUCGAUGUCUCGGAGAUUGUUAAAGGAACAUCGGGAAAUCGUAGGAUUCCUACCCUUGAAGAUGCUUUAGCGUUGAUAUCAACUUCAGUUCGGCAAGUGAUUCUUGAUGCCAAAGUUGGACCGCCAAUGUAUGAAAAGGGGCUGGCACAAGACAUUCUUUCUGUUAUUGAGAGCGCACAGUGCAAGAAUUGCAUCGUAUGGGCCAAAAGUGACACUUUGGCUAGGGACAUAAUCAAGCAAGCACCAGAUACUACAGUGGGAUACAUUGUGAUGGUGGAUCAUUCAACUGGGGUGAGAAGCAACCUGCUAAGAAUGAAGGGUGCUAGGGUUGUGGGAGUCUAUCAUCCCUUGAUCGAUGAAGAAUUAGUCAGAGUCGUGCGUCGGAGAAACAAAGAUGUUUAUGCGUGGACUGUGGAUGAUGCUGAUUCUAUGAAAAGGAUGCUUCACUUAAGUGUGAAUGCUCUUGUUACGAGCGAUCCAUCUAUGUUUCAGGGUCUCAUGGAAGACCUUAGAACUGAGUGUCUUGAAGAAGGCUUUUCAAUACGGACAUGAAAAAUAAAUUUCUGGUUUGAGUAACAGAGAAGUGAUAUUAGUUUCAUGUUAAGACGCAAUAGUUAGUCUGAGAUCAACUUAGUUUUUUUCUACGAUUUACCAAACUCAGGCAUUCUUAAAGAUUGUAGUAGCUGUUUUGAUGCGAUUCAUCAAACUCAAGCAUUCUUAAUGAUUGUACUAGAUGUUUCAGAUUCUUUUUAGAGUUGUGUAGAUUCUUUAGGUCAGAGUGCCCAUUGGCUUAGACAAUGAUUGUCACAAGUCUAGGGAUAUGCAAACUGAAAUAUUAGUUUCCCUUUCAGUCUAGUGCAUAGGGUGGGUGAGAGCUGGAUAGCUGGUCUCUUGGGUGAACCUAUAGAUGGAGAUGACUUCACUGUGGAUUUGGUAAAUGUUAGUGAAGCUCAUGUCCGUAUAGCCAACCUUACCGAACCGCUGCCUAGUCAACUGGAACUAACUCUUCACUUCAAAUAAUUGCUCUUUAUCCCUACUUUCGUCUUGACAAUCGUGAAAACUGGUUUAAGAUAUUGUAUUUAUUCAUCAUAA